UGCUUGUUCUGGGUGUUUUAUAUCUCUUACUCGAGCACUACUGGAUACUACUUAUAAGAAACGAGUAUUCUGGGAACUUUGGUCUCAUCUCAUCUCAUCUCAUCUAUACCAUAUAAAAUAAACUAAACCCUAAGAAAAGGAAAAGGAUACACCCGAAAAAAUGCAACUCAAAACCGCCCUCCUCACCCUCGCCGCUACGGCCCUUGUCGUCGCCAAGGAUGAAACAACAACCACGGCCCCCUACUUCGGCCCCGAAGUAUCCUUCUGGCAGCCCACGUACUCCGGCACGGCGGGCAGUGUAGCAGGAAUUAAUGCCAAAGAAACAACCUACCACAUCAGCUGCACCAAAGACGCACCCAAGUCACUCUGCCAGAUCGACAAGCCCUGGACGAUGAUCCAGGCACAAGAAUCGUGGAGCUUGACGGGCGUUUACACGGCCUGGAGUAGUGAGAAGGAUGCCGUGACGGCGACGCAGGACUAUUCCUGUACGUUCAAGCACUGGUCGGAGUCGGCGUCUUGUGCGUUGACGGUGAAGGCGACGGGCACGUGGGGAGGGGGAUCGUGGUCGAGUUCGACGUCGACGAAGGUCAGUGUCGCUAGUGAUAAGGUCACGACGUGGGGAUUGUUGGUUACUGGUGGUGUAGAGUCUUUCACUAUGCCGCAGGCGACGCAGACGCCUGGGGCUGCUGCUAUCGGGGCGCCGGUCAAUGCUAGGGCUGUUGCUACUGGUCUGCCUUUGGCUGGUGCGGCGGCUGUUGCUGUUGCUGCUAUGUUUUAGAAGGGGUGUGGGGGGUUGGUGAGUGUGGAGGUGGAUGUGGAAGGCUUUUGUGAUUGGCUUUGAUGAUCAUAUAUAGCUUGUUCGUGGCUAUGUACAUGGAAAGACGUGAUCGUUUUGAACA
Aspergillus pseudotamarii is the source of this 899-nucleotide messenger RNA. RefSeq lists its product as uncharacterized. The coding region runs from base 161 to 778 and encodes 205 amino acids. NCBI's taxonomy places the organism in Eukaryota, Fungi, Ascomycota, Eurotiomycetes, Eurotiales, Aspergillaceae. The transcript has a single exon. The record is from RefSeq and is a predicted model, not a curated record.